GUGGAUAUCGGCGGUGUGCUGUUUACUGAUGUGAGCACUCCUACACCGGUGUUACUGAGGCGUCAGACGCUGCAUGGCCAGCACGGCAUCAGGAGCGGUCACAUCAGCAUCCUCAACCAUCAGACCAUCCACAUAGACGACCUGUUCUUCUAUGGCACCGCCCCGAGGACGCAGUUCUUGAUAGGUCGUGGUUCACCCAUCAGCAGCCACAAUGCGACAAAGAUCAGUGACCAUCGAAGCAAGCUGGACUACACAUCGCUGCCAGAGUUCUACGGUAAAAACAUGACGCUGCUGCUGCCGCCUACUACAUCUGUGUUUGAUGCUGAAUGGCUAAGCAUGUACGACAUACGGUUUAACAUGGAUUUCGCAAGCGUCACCCUACCGGUUGCUAAAUAAAACAAGUCCGUUGACAGGUGACACUAGUAACACAAUGAUGUACUAUAGAGUGCCCUCUAUACAAAGGGACUCUUACAUUAUGUGUUGAAUACGUAAAUUUGACCAUGGCCUACAAGAAAAAACAUGUCAACCACGUGUUGGCUAGGUUGUUGCAUAUAUAUAUAUUUAUUCACUCCACCGAGUUAAUGAUCAUAAUGUAAUUACUCCAUCUCAUAUGUAUUCUUGCAACAUAGUUGUCAUUUCAUCAGAUACUGACGAUAUUAUUAUUACUGUUAAUUUUAUUUUAUUUUAUUGACCACUCGUUAUCUACAAUAUAAUAAUUAUGACUAUCUACGUUCUGAUUAUUGUAUGUUAAUUGUUAACGGCACGUUAAUAAAGUUUAGUUAAUUGCAUAAGAAAAUAUGUUUAGUUAAUACAACCGACACCGUUAUACACAAUAAAGAAAAUAUAUAUGAUAAAAUUCA
This is a messenger RNA of Priapulus caudatus, 860 nucleotides long. Its product is annotated as protein Skeletor, isoforms B/C-like. The record is from RefSeq and is a predicted model, not a curated record. Lineage: Eukaryota; Metazoa; Priapulida; Priapulimorpha; Priapulimorphida; Priapulidae.